Prorocentrum cordatum is the source of this 669-nucleotide messenger RNA. The record is from the annotation of a GenBank genome assembly. Lineage: Eukaryota; Dinophyceae; Prorocentrales; Prorocentraceae.
AUGCAUUCUAUCAUUGCGUUUGGCAUGAUCAUGUGUGUCAGUGCUGUGCAACUGGGUCCAUUGACGCCGUUGGAGAAGUUGAGGUAUACCAGGAGGAGGUUCGCGAGACCCCACACUGAUCAGUUUGCAGCCCAGCUUGCCAAUGUCACGGGCCUACCUACCGAGCCUGGGUGCUACAUGGCGUUCCCCUCCGGCUGCUGGCGAUUUUCGACUUCUGCCACGUGGAGGCGCGAGAAUGACGUAGAGUCGUCUCGUUCCCGCGAGGCAUGUAUGAUGCGUGCGCACAGGUGGAACACGCUUUGCAGGGUCAGAGACACACAGAUGUGGUUCGUCCCUGGCGAAGUCAAGCCGACAACCGCCUCGACGACACCCCCAGACCCCAUUCAAGAGAUAAUCCGACAAGUCGAGGAUCGGAGCUAUAAGUCGGAUUUGCUCCAGCAGGGGGGCAGGGAGUCAGAGGAGGAGGUCGACGCGGAGCGGAAAGCAAAGGGGGAUGCUGGAUCGUCUAAAGCUGUGGAGAAGGAGAGGAGGACCGCGAUCAGGAAGGCAGCCGAGGAGUCUCAGGGGAUCGCCGACUCAGAGAAGGCCACUGCGGUCACGGUGCACGACAUGCUUCGGGAUCAGGCGAAGGUGUCCACGGAGGAGGCCCACGUGAGGUCGCCGGAGUAG